Molecule: messenger RNA, 1005 nt
Organism: Prorocentrum cordatum
Lineage: Eukaryota; Dinophyceae; Prorocentrales; Prorocentraceae
Source: the annotation of a GenBank genome assembly
AUGCUGGGUUUCCUGGUCAAGUCGAAGCCGGCCUUGAGAAGGGCCUUGAAGCACUCCCGCAACAAACUGUUAGAUGACCUCGCGCAGCAGAUGUGCAGCGCCAGGUCCUCCCACGAGAGUCGCGUGGAGUGGAAGGUGCUAUACCAGCUGCAAAGAUUCGGGGGAAAGCGCUCCAGGUUUCAGGUCGAGGGGCUGAGAACCCGCCGUGGUCCUCAGGGUGAACUUCUGGCCACUUCUGGAGAUCUCUCGGAGGCCUUUACGGACUACUUUGCUGUAGUAGAGAACGGACAGACACUCAGCUGGGAAGAAUUCGUGGAACGAUGCAACGCCCUCCCUGAACGUGGUAACGUCUACCCCAGGGAGUUGGACAUGAUCACCCCCUUUCGCAGACUCAAGCAUGACAUCAUGAAGGCAGCCAAGAGGAGAGGAGCUGGACCUGACGGGCUCACCAACGAUCUCUUCCAGGUCGCUCCACAAGAGUGCACUCAGAUCUUGUUGCCGCUGUUCGUGGAGAUAGACAUGGCGUCCAGGGAGCCCCUGCUGUUCAAAGGCACGAGGCCAGGCAUGCCACUAGCGGACCUCCUGUUCAUCAUAGCCUUCGACCCUAUCAUAGUUGCGGUCAACAAUAGAUUCGGCGCUCUGGGAUAUCUUCAGAAGACCAGGGAUGUGGACCCGUCUCAGAGGAUUUUCAGAGGUCGAGAGCACGAGCAUGCAGAAGAGGAUGUAUGGGAUCCUGCCUUCAUGGAUGACCUCGUCAACGGCAUCGAGCUGUUAGACGCUAGGCUCUGGAAGGAGGCGGCCAUUUCCCUCGUCGCGAUAAUGUACGAAGAAACCAAGUCUAGGGGGUUCACCAUGAACUGGAAGGCGGGCAAGACGGAGCUCAUGGCCUUCUUCGGCGGCACAGGACCUAUAAGCACUUGGGCAGUUAUCAGGGCCAUCAAAUUUCUUUGGGACCCGAGCUGGCACACCGAUGCCAUCAGCAGCGACGUCCUCUCGGGGUACUGA